Messenger RNA from Arabidopsis thaliana (thale cress), 999 nucleotides. Its product is annotated as RNA-directed DNA polymerase (reverse transcriptase)-related family protein. The transcript is spliced from 2 exons. The record is from RefSeq and is marked reviewed. NCBI's taxonomy places the organism in Eukaryota, Viridiplantae, Streptophyta, Magnoliopsida, Brassicales, Brassicaceae. The coding region runs from base 1 to 999 and encodes 332 amino acids.
AUGUGUAAGCUCAGAGUUGUGGCAAGGCCCUUUAUUGUUUGUGAGGUUGGUUCCGGGGUCACCGCUAAGUUUUGGCAUGAUAAUUGGAUUGGCCUUGGCCCCCUUAUAGAGGUAAUCGGUCCUCUAGGCCCUCGUACAGUUGGUUUGCCUAUUGAUGCUGUGGUUAGGGAUGCGUUAAGGGGCACGUCUUGGUGGAUUGCAUCAAGCCGUAGCAGGAAUCCAAUCAUUGUUCAGCUUAAAAAUCUUCUCCCGGAGGCUCAGGGUUUGCUUGACUGUCAGCAUGACGACUCCUUUCUUUGGAAAACGGACCUUCAUGCACCAUCAAACAGAUUCUCCGCUCCAAGAACUUGGUCUGCUCUGCAUCCGCAAUCUCACACCGUCCCCUGGCAUAAGGCGGUCUGGUUUAAGAACCAUGUUCCUAAGCACGCCUUCAUUUGUUGGGUUGUGGCGUGGAAUAGAUUGCACACAAGGGAUAGGCUUCAGAAUUGGGGUCUCUCGAUCCCUGCUGAGUGUCUUCUUUGCAAUGCUCAUGACGAUUCGAGAGCACAUCUCUUCUUUGAGUGCCAGUUUAGUGGUGUCGUGUGGAGGUUUUUUACAGCCUCAACCAACCUUAAUCCUCCUGCCCAAUUAAUGGACUGUCUUAACUGGCUCUUAUCUCCCUCAAGGGAAAAAAAUAUUUGUCUCAUUAUCAGGCUGGCCUUUCACUCUUGUGUUUAUGCAAUUUGGAGAGAAAGAAACCAACGUCUCCACUCCGGCGUCUCUCGUUCUACUGAGUCUAUCUUGAAGGACAUCCAGCUCAUCAUUCGCGCUCGUCUGGAUCCUUUGUCUCGCAGCACGGCUCAUCAACCUAACGCUUUGUCCUUGCUAGGAACUUGUGAACCAGAAAUAACCGUCUAUAAAGCACCCGAAAUUGAAGUUAAAUUGGAUAACUUUAAUGAAAAGACUGAUAUCUAUAGUUUCGGGAUUGUUUUUUUGAGUUUGGCGCUAUUUUGGAUCUGA